This is a messenger RNA of Penicillium verrucosum, 1815 nucleotides long. RefSeq lists its product as uncharacterized. The transcript has a single exon. Gene Ontology annotation, molecular function: ADP binding. Bases 1 to 1815 code for a protein of 604 amino acids. The record is from RefSeq and is a predicted model, not a curated record. Lineage: Eukaryota; Fungi; Ascomycota; Eurotiomycetes; Eurotiales; Aspergillaceae.
AUGGAGAAAGAACUUGAAGUGCUGCAUAGCCGGUUGUUCAAAGCCAAGGCACGUCCAGAAAAGACAAUGGCCGUACUGAUCUCCGGCGUUCCAGGUUCCGGCAAGACACAUCUAGCGCGCCAGUACGUGUUCACUCAGCGUGACUGCUAUCCAGGUGGCAUAUUUUGGAUUGACGCCAAGUCCCGUGAAUCAACCUACAAGUGCUUUUGGGAGAUUGCACAAGCAGCGACGCUAAUUGAACAGAAGGUCACCGUGAGCACUGCGUAUCACGAGACUGAAAAGUACGUGAAUGCAGUUCGCCUCUGGCUUCAGACACGCAAAGAUUGGCUCCUCGUCUUCGAUGGUGUUACCUUCGACCGUGACGAUGAUAUCAAUAAAUUCAGGGAGGUCUUGCCAUGGAGCAAACAGUGUAGUAUUAUAUACACCUCGGUCGACACAACGCUGCGCAAAAAGCAGCGACUGUACGAGCCAUAUUGUCUGAUGAUCUCGCGGUUGCAAGUGGAGGACGCUUGCAAGCUUCUGUUUAAGGAUCUUGGGAUUACGCGAGCAACACCGGAGCAAAUGUCUAAGGCUACCCGGAUAGUCGAGCACUACGAAUGUCUGCCUUUGGCAAUCCAUGCGAUUGGGCACCGUCUCAACGCAACAGGUAAACCGAUUGAAAAGUAUCAUGUCAAAUCUCAGGUGACGGACAAGAAGCUUGCAGAGCCUUUCUUGAGCAUCAUGAACGAUUUGUUUCGGUUGCAGCAAAAGCAGGCGUUGCACUUGAUUAAUCUUCUCUCGUUCCUUGGCCACCAGGUGCCAGUGGGCCUUCUGAACCUCGGUCGAGCGGCUAUGGCCGAUGAGAAUUUGGAGAUCCAGACCAGCGGCCAAAUCGGAGAAGAUCCUGAUCUUGAUACCACACUUGGAACCCUCAUUCACUACGGGUUGGUUGAACGGAUUUCAGAUGCCGAUCUCUUUCAGCAGAGAUCGUCCCUGCCUAUUUUUGACGGCGAUCAUACAAGCUCGGACCUGAGGACUGUUCCGGAUCUCUCAGAUUCCCUGACGGAGAGCAGUCAAGAAGGAUUUUUCUCCAUCUACCGCCACGAAUCGGUGGUUGAUGUGGUCAAGAUCCACAGUGUAGUGCAGGGGUUCUGUCGUGAUGAGCUCCGAAUCAAGGACGAGGAGAACAAAGGCAUCAUGAACAAGAAUGACCCUGGUUUCUUCGAUACUUGGUUGAUUGUUGCAACCCGUUUUCUCAUCACGUCUUACGACGCCGCUAUGGGACGGAUGGCUCAUUACGAAGACUGUGGCCUUGUCCGGGACUACCGAGAGUACGAAACUCACGCUUCACGACUGCUUGAGCUUUUUCCAAAGAAGGCAGCAAUCAAUCUCCAUCCACUAAUCGUUCGUGAAACGCGAGAGAAUUUGCGACGGAUGAUGAAGAUGAUCAGCGAAGAAAUAGAGAACAUGUCUCCAAGCUCCUCGCACCACUCUCUACGGAAUCAAAAGUCAGUUUUCGACAGGUCAAGCAGCUCCUCCUCGUCCUUCCGUGACUCGUCAGCAGACGAAGGUCCAUCGCGCCGCUCUACCUUCAACUGGAGUGAUCUCGGGUCACCUCGAGCCGAGUCUCCCGAGGAAUUGGCUAUGCCACCUCCUCAGUUCAGAUUGGAGCUUUUCCCACCACAUAUAUUCAGACAAUCUGGGUAUGAAUCUGAAGAGGGAUAUGAAACAGACGGGGAAGCGAAGGGGGUAAUUCGAGUUUCUCCUGCAAUGUCGCAAAUUAGUCAAGUUACGGAGAAAGCGAACAAUACUCCCCCUCAUCGAGUCCUCCACUAA